AAUUUCCUCUCGCUUUCGCACUAAUUUUAUUUUCCUUUUGUUUAUUCAAUUCAUUCCAAUUCCCACCCAUAAUUCCCCAAUUUUCCUCCUCCUAUAAAACCAACCCAGUUCUCUCCAUUCCAAAACUCAAAGUUCUCCGACUUUCUUUCGGUUUCCUGUGGACUUUGGGAAACAAACAUCCCAAUUGUCUUCUAUAAAACACGGUUUCUAUUUUCCAAUUGAGUCCGCAGUUUGUCACAUUCUAUUAUUCACAUCUUCAGAGACGAUGCCGUUAUUAUGGAAGAAGGGGAGGAUUUCCCAAAUGCUGGCGGAUCUCCAAUCGCCGAAAAGGAGGGGCGGAUCAAUGGUGGUGCAGACCGGAUUCCCCACCUCGUUAAUAGAUCUCAUCGUCAAAAACCGCGAUCGGUUGAGAAGACAGUCGAAAAAGAACAAGAAGAUGCAAAACUCGGAAAAAAGUACGGAUUUUGAUCCCGUUGACCAGGUCUCCGAUCAGAUCGUGUCGAGUUUCGAAAAGGGUGUCGAUGAUUUGUCGAUUAUGGUUGAACCCAGUUCGGGAGAGAUCGACAUGGCCGACAGAGAAGAUCACGGUGUUUCGGAAGACAAUGAUUCUCGGAGUUCAGUUGAAACAGAUGCGGAUAGUUCUGAAGUCGUUGCUCGGGAAUCGCCACGUGGCAGCUCGGGGGAUUCGGCCUCGGUGUUUGUGGCGGUGGCGGUAUUGGCUCUGUGCACGACCAAGUUCGCCGUUGGGUUCACACUGUCUGCUUUUCUGCUUAUGUUUUUGGAACUUGUGGGUAAGCACUUUCUUUGCUUAGUGAAACCUUGCUCGUAUGCGAAAUCGGGCUUGGGGUAUAUGGCUAGGAGGAUAGGGUAUGCAAUGACGGUUUUGAGGAGUGAUGUGGUUGUGAAAGAAAGGAAUGAGGGUGUUGUGUUUGAAUUGGUAGAACCUGGGGUUGAGUCAGACUCUUCAAUUGAGGAGAUUGAGGUUAUGAGUAGUGGUAGCGUGCGCAUUGAUGAAGGUGGCAGUGAGAAGAGUUUGAUCGAGUGUUUGAGUAUGGAGAAGAAGGUUGAGGUGGGUGAUCAUACAGAGGGCUCAUCGGGUUCGGUUUGCAAGGAGAGUAAGAGCAAGGGUAGGAAGAAGCUUCUGCCUAAGAUGGGAGCAAAGUCUAUCAAGAAGUUUGUGUCUAAGAAAUUGCGUGUGAACAACAAGAAGCAUCAGUCUGAGACUGAGCCGGAGCCAAAGCCAAAGCCAAAGCCAAGUACUGAAGGUUUCAGUGCUGAGGUAGAAGAAAGUGAAGGCAUUUCACCGGUGUCAGUAAAUUCCGAAAGCAAGUGUGAAAAACAAGAAGCUGAUGGAAUGGUAAAUUCAAUGAUGGUUGGAAAGAAGGGAACAGAAAGCAAAGGGAAUUUUGGGCAUCUGAUUCUGUUUUUGAUAGCUCUUGCUGGACUUGUUGGGGGUCGGCUUAUAGCUCUGCUGCUUACAAUCACUUGGUGCUUUACCUUGAAGGUGAUUAGGUCUUGGAGCGGAUCAGGCGAUAUGCCCGUCCCCAUGAAAAGCUUAUUGACAUGCCUUUCCAUAAAAGUUGCACGGCCUGACAAAGCUUGGUUGCAAACGUGGUGUUGUGCGUUAGUUUCCUCAGUAUCCUGUCCAGUCCUUUGCAUAGGCAGCAGCCGCACAACAAUGCCUGCUCUAAAGAAGUCUUUGACCUUAAAUGAUAACCCUGCUCUACACUGACUGCACAUAGCAUAAAGAUCAUUUAGACAGCAAAAGUGCUGAAGCAAUGAGGUUAAGGAACUUCUUCUUCACACUAAUGUCGGAGGGUGACAGGGAUCAGAAACUCUUCCAGGAAAUUAUCUAAAAUUGUGCUUGCAAAGUACUAAUAAUGGACUUGUCAACUUGGAAAGCCUUGGCCAGAACAUCAUCUGAAAUUGAG
Messenger RNA from Argentina anserina (silverweed cinquefoil), 1931 nucleotides. RefSeq lists its product as uncharacterized. NCBI's taxonomy places the organism in Eukaryota, Viridiplantae, Streptophyta, Magnoliopsida, Rosales, Rosaceae. Bases 266 to 1732 code for a protein of 488 amino acids. The transcript has 3 exons. The record is from RefSeq and is a predicted model, not a curated record.